AUGAAAUUUCACCGUACAACACUCCAAGUCGAUAUUAAUUAUUUACCAUUAAAUGCCGAGGGCAUUCCCUCAUUCUUACCCAUUGUCCUCGAAUUCAUCCACAGAAAUGUUCAGUGUGAAGGUUUAUUCCGAAUCAAUGGAAACAAGAGUAACAUUAAAAUGAUUAAUGAAAGUUUAUCACAGCACGUUCCAUCGCUCCCCCAAGACUCCGAUGUUUACGAUGUUGCAGGAUUUCUCAAAACAUGGGUCAGCGAACUCCCAGCUCCCUUAGUAGAUCCAUCACUCAUCACCAAAUUCUAUCAGAACGAUGCUGUCAGCUCGACUUAUGAUAUUUUGAAUCAUCUAUCUCCAGUUUGUCGUAAGAGCGUAGCUUCCAUUUUCUAUUUAAUCCGUGACAUUAUUAACAAUUCGGGUUUUAACAAGAUGCAAUACGAAAAUCUAGAAAUUUGUUUCUUUUAUUCAUUUACUCAUGUUUAUAAAUCUUUUCCAAAAGGUUUUAAUUUCAAAACCUUCUUUAUAGAAGCAUGCGGAUAUCUGAACGAAACAGGUACCGACUUCGAAUUAAAGACAAACGUACAGGUCAAUACCCUCGAAAAACCAGCUUCUAGAGCGUACAGAUCAGUAAUGACAGCAAUCCAGAGGAAGCACUUGGGUGUUGCACGCUGCGUUUCGAGAUUUAAUACAGAUGAUCUCGAAGAUCUUGAAAAUCAAAAUACUGUUAGCAUAACCGCAUAA
This is a messenger RNA of Trichomonas vaginalis G3, 735 nucleotides long. Its product is annotated as regulation of protein localization to cell-cell adherens junction. Gene Ontology annotation, molecular function: GTPase activator activity. The transcript has a single exon. Lineage: Eukaryota; Parabasalia; Trichomonadida; Trichomonadidae. Gene Ontology annotation, biological process: small GTPase-mediated signal transduction. Bases 1 to 735 code for a protein of 244 amino acids. The record is from RefSeq and is a predicted model, not a curated record. Gene Ontology annotation, cellular component: cytoplasm.